AUGGCGGGGCCCCUGUAUGCCCCGCGCUCUGCGCAGCGCCCUCGGCCCGAGCGUCCCCGCCCCAGGCGCUCGUACGGCCCUGGCUCGGGUCCCGCCCCGCGCACACCGACUCGGCUGGGUAUGUGUCGCGGUAGGACACCUUCUGGGACCAGAGGACAAGCCUUCCAUCCCGUGGACCUGUUUUCCAUGGGGGGAAGGGGAGGGUUUUCUGGAGGUGUGGGCACUAAGUCUCCUCAGCAGGUGGACACCACAGUAGUCAGGGACCCUGAGAAGUCCCCAGGCGGGAGCGGUGCUGGAGACCACUGUGUGACCCGGCAAGGGGCCACCACCACCAAGCUCAGCUCCGGGAGGAGCGGCAUCGGUGAGGUCUGCACGAAGCACCAGGAAUGUCAAAGUGAAUGCUGUGUAACCAACAGCCUGAACUCUCAGAAGUUCUGCACCUCCCAGACCAUCUUCCUUCUCUGUCUGCCCUGGAAAAAGCCCCUUGGCUACAGCUGCCAUCAGAACAAUGAAUGCCAGAGCUCUUGCUGUGCGCUGAGCCAGAAAGAGAUACAGGUGUGCACAGCCCAGACGGUCUUCCUGCAGUGUGUGCCUUGGCGUAAGCCCAACAUGGAUUUCUGUAGCCACCACACUGACUGCAGAAGCCGGUGCUGCAUCAAGCUGACUGAGCAUGGCCACUCCCGGUGUGUCCCGCAGAUCGGCCUCAUCACCCACUGCCUGCCCUUAGUGGGUUUUGAGGUUAGGCAGGCCCUGCCUUGUCCCAUCCUCCCGGGUGAUGUCAGCCUCCCGGGCCCUUGUGACACCCUGCUGCCUAGCCGGCAGGGCAGGGACCAAGCUGGCUAG
Chrysochloris asiatica (Cape golden mole) is the source of this 843-nucleotide messenger RNA. Its product is annotated as keratin-associated protein 10-8-like. The coding region runs from base 1 to 843 and encodes 280 amino acids. Gene Ontology annotation, molecular function: enzyme activator activity. The transcript has 6 exons. NCBI's taxonomy places the organism in Eukaryota, Metazoa, Chordata, Mammalia, Afrosoricida, Chrysochloridae. Gene Ontology annotation, biological process: digestion; lipid catabolic process. The record is from RefSeq and is a predicted model, not a curated record. Gene Ontology annotation, cellular component: extracellular region.